UAGAAAUAUAAAAUAUACUAAUAAACAGUAUUUACACUGUGGACGAACUAACUGGAAACGAUAGAAGCUAAUACAUUGAAAUAUAAUACAAGAAAACAGAAAAGGGAUAAGUAUAAACUUGCAUAGCUUUCCACUUACACAUACACAGGAAAGGUAAAUUUAACGAUGGCUGGAAACUCUAAAAAUCCAUUCGCUGAAGAUAUGAAGGAAGCAGAAGACAAAAGUGGCGAAACUGAAAAUGAAACCAAGAAGCCGGAUAAAGUAUCAAUCUUUCAAUUGUUUCGCUUUGCAACAAAGUUGGAUAUAUUCAUCAUGAUAGUUGCAACUAUUAUGUCUGUUGCACAUGGAAUGGUACUAGUUGUGUUCGUAAUUGUAUUUGUCGAUAUGGCAAAGAAAUUAUCUGAUUCACAUUCAGUUGUAGAAAGGAUAUGCGAUUUCAAUGAUACCGUUCCUGAUGAAGUUGUACUCGAUGAGAUAAGCGAUAAUUGUUAUCAAUUUGUAGCCUUAGCAGGUUCAGUAUUUAUCGCAAGCUUUGGUAAUGCCCUCUGGAGAAUUACCUCAGAGAGACAAAUGCUUUGCAUGAGGACAAAUAUUAUGAGAAGCAUUUUGCGGCAAGAUCUAUCGUGGUUCGACAAGUAUACCCCUGGAAUGUUAAUCAGCUAUCAGGCAGAAUCGAUUACCACAAUCUCUCGUGGCCUUGGAAGCUCUUUUAGCACCUUGGUUCAAACAGCUUCUGGAAGUAUUGGGGCUAUAAUAGUUGGAUUUUGCUAUCAAUGGAAAGUGACAUUAGUCCUGCUUUCAGUUAUUCCUUUAGUAAGUUUAACAACUCUCGCCAUAAAUAAGGCAGUAAAACAUUCGGCUCAUAAAGAAAACCUUGCAUAUGAAGAAGCUGGCGGUAUGACUGAGGAAAUAAUCAGUUCUAUUAAAACGGUUGUAGCUUUUGGUGGUGAAAAGAAAGAAACUCUACGGUAUGAAAGUCUGUUAGAUACAGCCAGGAAAGCAGGUGUGAUGAAAGGUGUCGUUACUGGUGCAGCUACUGGUAUGUUUUGGUGCAUAAUUUAUUGCUUCUUUGCCUUAGGAUUCUGGUACAGUGACAAACUUGUUCGCGAUGAUGAUGCUGAUAUGAAUGAUGUGCUAAUUGCUGUGUUUUCUGCUGUUUUGGGCAGUUUUACUUUAGGUACUGCAGCACCUGCCUUUCAAAGUCUUUCAUUGGCUCAAGCAGCCGCUCCACCGAUUUUCAAAAUUCUGGAUGAGGAACCUUCUAUUGAUAACUUAUCAACAAGUGGUUUACAAGCAAAUGAUGUGGAAGGUGAAAUUAUUUUCAAGAAUGUUUCCUUCAGAUACCCUUCUCGGCCUGAUAUUCUCAUUCUGUCUGAUGUAAACUUUACUGCCAAAUCCGGCCAAACUAUCGCUUUGGUUGGAGCCAGUGGUUGUGGAAAGAGCACAGUAAUACAGUUGCUUCAACGUUUUUAUGAUACACUCGAUGGAAUGAUAUUAAUAGGUGGUAAAAGUAUAAAAGAAUAUAACGUGGAGUCACUGCGUAAGUUAUUCGGUGUAGUAAACCAGGAAGCUGUUUUGUUUGGAACUUCUAUAAAAGAGAAUAUUCGUAAUGGUGAUGAGAAAGCAACAGAUGAUGAUAUAAUUGCAGCGGCGAAGGAAGCUAAUGCGCACAACUUCAUUUCACAACUUCCAGAGAAAUACAAUACAUUAGUUGGUGAAAGAGGAACUCAACUGAGCGGAGGCCAGAAACAAAGAAUCGCUAUUGCACGUGCUUUAGUUAGGAAACCACUGUUUUUGUUGCUUGAUGAAGCGACUUCAGCCCUAGACACCGAAAGUGAAAGGAUUGUGCAGCGUGCACUUGACGAGGCACGGAGUGGUCGCACUACAUUAGUCGCUGCUCACAGAUUAUCAACAAUUCAAUCAGCAGAUAUGAUUUUAGCUUUCAAAGGUGGAGUAAUUGUUGAGAGAGGAACCCACGAAGAAUUAAUGAAACAAGACGGAAUUUAUUCUUCACUUGUUAUGGCACAGAGACUCAGCACUGAAGAAGAUGAGAAGACGGAAAAAGACAGCGCAUCCAAACAUCCACUUGUAAAAGCGAAAUCACUAUCAUUGGAUGAUGAUGGAGAAACAGAAGAUGAAGCAUCCUUAGAAGAGGAAAAGAAUCUACCAGAAGUAGGUACUAUGAGUAUUUUGAAAAUGAACAAACCAGAAUGGCAUUACAUUCUCAUAGGAGUUAUUGCUUCUUCCAUACUUGGUGCCAUCCUACCAGCCUAUGGAUUAUUACUUGGUGAAGUUAUACAUCAUAUAGGAGGUGAUAAAGAUGAAAUUCACAAGUUCUGCUUGCUGUUUGCUUUAGCUGGUGUAAUGUCCUUCAUUCUUUAUUUAAUACAGUAUUCUAUGUUUGGAAUAUCUGGUGAAAUGCUAACUAUGAGGAUACGGUCCAGAUUAUUCAAGUCCAUUCUACAUCAGGAAAUGUCAUGGUUUGAUGAUAAAAAUAAUAGUACUGGACAUUUGUGUACACGAUUAACAGUUGAUUCUUCACGAGUAAAAGGAGCUAGUGGAGUAAAGCUUGGAUUGUCGGUACAGAUUCUUGGACAUAUGCUAACAGCAGUGAUUUGUUGUUUUAUAUAUGAAUGGCGCUUAGCGUUACUUGUUUUCGCUUUCGUCCCGGUUAUGGUAUUUGCUUCUGCACUUGAACAGAAAAUGUUUACCAACUCACUAAGUCAGAAAUCUGAGUUGCUGGAGGAAGCAAUAAAUCUAUCAUCAGAAGUAUUUCAUAAUAUCAAAACCGUAUUGUCAUUGUCUCUUGAGAAGAUGUUUUAUGAAAGAUGUUUGAUCCAAUUAUAUGCUAACAGCGAAGAGAACAUGAAAUCAACUUAUAAAACUGGAGUAACUUUUGCCAUGUCUCAAUCUAUCAUUUAUCUAUAUUACGCAUGUAAUUUCUAUGUUGGAAGUGUAUUGAUCUCAAAAUGUCAUAUGAACUACGUGGAAGUAUUCAAAAUAUUAUGUGUAAUAAUUAUUGUGAUGAUAAUAAUUGGACAACAGGCUUCAUUAAUCCCAGAUGUGACAGAAGUAUCAGUUUCUGCAGCAAGAAUAAUGAAUUUGCUUGAUCAAUUGCCUGCAAUUGAUAUGUAUUUAGAAAAAGGAGACAAACCGGAUAGUUUUAAAACAAAUAUCCAGUUUAAAGGCGUUGAGUUUCGUUAUCCAAGCCGUCCAAAUAUAAACGUUCUCCAAGGUUUGAAUCUUGAUGUCAACCAAGGUGAAACAAUUGGUCUCGUUGGAGAAAGUGGUUGUGGAAAAAGUACUUGUAUGCAGUUAAUUGAAAAGUUUUACAAACCAGAAACAGGAUCAGUGCUUCUAGACGGCAAAGAUCUAAACGAUUUAAAUACUUCAUGGCUUCGUCAACAGCUUGCUAUUGUCUCUCAAGAACCAGUUCUAUUUUCCUGUUCAAUCCAAGAAAAUAUUGCUUAUGGAGACUUGUCCCGAAUGGUGACAUUCGAUGAAAUUGUCAAUGCUGCUCAACAAGCAAAUAUUCAUUCUUUUAUAGAUUCUCUACCUGAGGGUUAUGCAACUAAAGCUGGAGGGAAAGGGUCGCAGCUAAGCGGUGGACAGAAACAGCGAAUUGCUAUUGCUCGAGCAUUAGUAAGAAAUCCUAAAAUACUGCUUCUGGAUGAGGCAACAUCAGCUCUUGAUACUGAAAGCGAAAAGGUUGUUCAAGAAGCUCUCAAUAAAGCAAGAAAAGGUCGCACGUGCCUAGUUGUUGCACACAGGCUCUCAACGAUUAAGGAUUCUGACAAAAUUGCUGUAAUAGUUGAAGGUAAAGUGCAUGAAAUUGGAACACAUACUGAAUUAGAGCAAAACAAAGGUGUUUACUAUAAUCUACUCACCAAUCAAAAUCUUUAAUCAAUAUCUAAUUUCACUAAAUGUUGUGUCUUGAAAAACCUGAAACAUCACAUUGUAAAUAUUACGUACAAGGGAGGCAGUUUUAGUGUUCAAAAAGAUUGUUUAAUCGAUGUUUGAAUAACAAAUAAAGAGUCACUCGUGCAUA
Octopus sinensis (East Asian common octopus) is the source of this 4048-nucleotide messenger RNA. RefSeq names its product multidrug resistance protein 2-like. Gene Ontology annotation, biological process: transmembrane transport. Gene Ontology annotation, cellular component: membrane. Gene Ontology annotation, molecular function: ATP hydrolysis activity; ATP binding; ABC-type transporter activity. Bases 166 to 3903 code for a protein of 1245 amino acids. The record is from RefSeq and is a predicted model, not a curated record. The transcript is spliced from 28 exons. Lineage: Eukaryota; Metazoa; Mollusca; Cephalopoda; Octopoda; Octopodidae.